This is a messenger RNA of Sinocyclocheilus anshuiensis, 602 nucleotides long. RefSeq names its product carbonyl reductase family member 4-like. The record is from RefSeq and is a predicted model, not a curated record. Gene Ontology annotation, molecular function: quinone binding; oxidoreductase activity, acting on the CH-OH group of donors, NAD or NADP as acceptor. Gene Ontology annotation, biological process: fatty acid biosynthetic process. Lineage: Eukaryota; Metazoa; Chordata; Actinopteri; Cypriniformes; Cyprinidae. The transcript has 4 exons. Bases 42 to 602 code for a protein of 186 amino acids.
AGUGUCAAAGGAUCUCUAAGGGAUGUUGCUCAUUGGUCGUGAUGUCCAGACUGGCUGUAGUGUUCGGGGGUUCGCGUGGCAUUGGGCGAGCAGUUUCUCAGCUGUUAGCACAGAGGGGUCAUAAGGUUGUGCUAUUGACUAGGAAUAAGGAGGCUGCACAGGUUACGGCUGAAUCUCUCCCUGGAGAAAAACAUUUGGGUCUAAGCUGUGAUGUCUCUAAAGAAGAAGACGUUCAGAGAGCAUUUGAGACCAUCAGUAAGACCUGUGGCACUGUGGGAUACCUGGUUAACGCAGCUGGCAUCAACAGAGAUGCAUUGUUAUUGAGGAGUAAAUCUGAAGACAUGCUCUCUGUUCUUCACACCAACCUGCUGGGCUCAAUGCUGAUCUGCAGAGGCGCUCUACGGAGCAUGCUCAGUCACGGAGGAGCUAUUGUCAACAUAGGUGGGUCUAAUUUCUGUGUGUCCCACUACCUUAUGAUCUUGUAUAUUAUUUCAAUUCAGUGUCACGAAGUUCAAGCUGGAGAAAAGUCUCCCUGCAUUAGCAGCUGGGCAGUUUUGGUUCAUUUAAUCACCACUAGAUGGCGCAGAAGCUUCAGAUUUUAA